Onthophagus taurus is the source of this 1052-nucleotide messenger RNA. Lineage: Eukaryota; Metazoa; Arthropoda; Insecta; Coleoptera; Scarabaeidae. The record is from RefSeq and is a predicted model, not a curated record.
CUCACCUAUUUCAGAACUAAAUAAACGAAGAAAAUUUAUAAAAGUGUUUUGCUUUUAAAGCAGAGAUGGAAAAGUACUUUCAACAAGGCAAUGUAUCUUAUCUGUAAGAUCGAAAACGUAAGAUAUAACCCUGUAUUAUAACAGCAAAUUCGACAAAUAUAGAUUAUUAAAUACUUCUGUAUUUCAAGAUGAGGUCCUUCUUGGUGCUUUUUGCACUCAUCUCUAUGGUUUUAGCCGACCAUAUUGAUUGGUCCAAAGUUACUAUUAAUGAACCAAGAAUACCACUUCCUUCUAACCUAGAACAACACCUUGCCAAACCACGGAUCGUAGGAGGAGAAGAAGCUGUUCCCAACUCUCUUCCAUACCAAGUUGGCCUCCUUGUCACCUUUGAUGAAGGUACCUACUUUUGUGGCGGAUCUUUAAUUUCACCUCGUCAUGUUCUAACUGCUGCUCAUUGUACUGAAAGUCUUCUAUCUCGACCUCUCGAAAUUGAAGUACGUUUGGGGGCUCAUAGAAUCCAAGAAACGGGUGGCCAAGUCAUCAUGCGUACCACCAGCUACAUAACUCAUCCUGAUUGGCUUCCAUCACUUCUCCGUAGCGAUAUUGCCAUUGUAAACCUUCCAUCUACCGUCACUUUGACCGAUAAUAUUCAACCUGUACGUCUCCCGAGUCGAUCUGACAUUGGAAACGAUAUCGUUGGUACUACUGCAAGAAUUUCCGGCUGGGGAUUGACCAGUGAUAGUUCCACUACGAUUAGCCCAACUCUCCGAGAAGCUUCAGUUGAUGUUAUGUCUAUUGCGGCUUGCAGAUUCGCUAUGAGAUGGUGGGAAAUCGCCAUAAUCGCAGAGUCCCAUUUGUGUACUUCCGGGGAUGGAGGAAGAGGAAUUUGUAGCGGAGACAGCGGUGGUCCAGUUGUUUCUAACGAUAGAUUGAUUGGUGUAGCUGCUUUUGGUCUUGUUAAUGGUUGCGAACUUGGAUUGCCAUCUAUACACACUCGUGUUAGUACCUUUUUGGACUGGAUCGAAGCUAAUUCUGAUGUUAGUAUUGAUUAA